Messenger RNA from Saccostrea echinata, 1673 nucleotides. RefSeq names its product phenylalanine-4-hydroxylase-like. Gene Ontology annotation, molecular function: iron ion binding; phenylalanine 4-monooxygenase activity. Gene Ontology annotation, biological process: L-phenylalanine catabolic process; L-tyrosine biosynthetic process. The transcript has 14 exons. The coding region runs from base 71 to 1468 and encodes 465 amino acids. Lineage: Eukaryota; Metazoa; Mollusca; Bivalvia; Ostreida; Ostreidae. The record is from RefSeq and is a predicted model, not a curated record.
UCAAGUUCGUUUGACGGCGAUUAUAAACAAGUCCGGAUUGAAUUUUUGCCUGUGAUCGAUUCUCACUGAAAUGGAUAACGGAAUUUCUCCUGCCAAAAAACAGAAAGUGGCCAACGGUGCCAAUAAUGACUCCAAGUCGGAGAAGAAUAGUUACCUUAAGGUCCAGAAGGACCCAGAAAACAGUGUCAGCAUUUUCUUCUCCCUCCCAGAGAAAGUUGGUGCCUUGGCCCAAAUUCUGAAAAUCUUUGAGGAACGCCAAGUUAAUUUACAUCACAUUGAAUCCCGACCUUCCAAGCAAAGCAGCACAGAAUUUGAGUUCUUCGUGAGUUGUGAUAACAAGACUGGUGGCCUUAAAGAAGCUCUGGAACAAGUGAAGGGAAUCGCCAAGACAUUCCGAGUAUUAUCAAGAAAAGCAGGGGAAUAUCCAUCUGAAGAUACCGAAAGGGAAAAUACAGCUCCUUGGUUUCCCAAGAAGAUUUGUGAGUUAGACAGAUUUGCAAACCAGAUCUUGAGUUAUGGAUCUGAACUGGACGCUGACCAUCCUGGAUUUACAGACCCCGUCUACAGAGCUCGCAGAAAGGAGCUAGCAGAUAUUGCCUUCCAUUACAAACAUGGGCAGGAAAUCCCCAGGGUAAAGUAUACAGAGGAGGAAAUUAACACAUGGAGAACCAUCUACAAUGAACUGACAAAGCUAUACUCGACACACGCCUGUAAACAGUUCAAUCAUGUCUUCCCACUGCUUCAAGAUAACUGUGGAUAUAACGCAGAUAAUAUUCCUCAACUAGAAGACGUCUCAAGGUUUUUACAAGAUUGCACUGGAUUCAGACUGAGGCCAGUUGCAGGAUUGCUCUCAUCACGUGACUUUCUUUCGGGCCUCGCUUUCCGUGUUUUUCAUUCUACACAGUACAUACGUCACAGUUCCAGACCUAUGUACACCCCAGAACCAGACGUUUGUCACGAAUUGCUGGGCCAUGUCCCCUUAUUUGCCGAUCCAGCAUUUGCUCAAUUUUCUCAAGAGAUUGGAUUGGCUACCCUUGGAGCCCCGGAUGACUAUGUCAAGAAAUUGGCAACGUGCUACUGGUUUACAGUGGAAUUUGGUUUGUGCAAGCAAGGGUCAGAUAUGAAAGCCUAUGGAGCUGGUCUGUUAUCUUCAUUUGGAGAAUUACAGUACUGUCUAACGGACGCUGCAGAGAAGAAGACCUUUGACCCUGCUGUCACGUGUGAGCAGGAGUAUCCAAUCACAAAAUACCAACCUCUGUACUUCGUAGCAGACAGUUUUGAGAAGGCUAAAGAGAAAAUGAGAGACUAUGCCAAGACCAUUCCCCGCCCAUUCAGCGUCCGUUACAAUCCCUACACCCAGAGUGUAGAAGUGAUUGAAAACAAAAAUCAGAUCAUUAAUCUCACACAUGCCAUUAAGGGUGAUCUUACACUACUCGAAGAUGCUUUGUCAAAAGUUGGAGGAAUGUGACCAAAGAACCAGACCGAUGAUUUUCCUUUCAAAAGGAGUGUAAACAUUGAACAGAGAGUGCUUUUCUUUUACUUAUGAUGCAUCGAUUCAUAGCUUUUGUUUUCGAGAAACAUUUAAUUUGUAUUUGGAAAAAAUGAAGUUUAGCAUACUUCACACUGGAAAUUAUUAAUAGUAUGAAAAUAUGUGUCAAUUUAUUUUUUGUCAU